Messenger RNA from Boleophthalmus pectinirostris (great blue-spotted mudskipper), 2076 nucleotides. It is a transcript of the gene eef1e1, whose product is annotated as eukaryotic translation elongation factor 1 epsilon 1. The transcript has 4 exons. The coding region runs from base 2 to 550 and encodes 182 amino acids. The record is from RefSeq and is a predicted model, not a curated record. Lineage: Eukaryota; Metazoa; Chordata; Actinopteri; Gobiiformes; Gobiidae. Gene Ontology annotation, cellular component: aminoacyl-tRNA synthetase multienzyme complex; nucleus; cytoplasm. Gene Ontology annotation, biological process: positive regulation of DNA damage response, signal transduction by p53 class mediator.
GAUGUUCCUCCCUCAGUCAGUCAGAAACAUGGCGAUACGGGAGCUAUCAUCGCUGGAGAAGUAUUUAGGACUGAAAAAGCCCAACAUGUACACCACACAAGGGGACAAAAAGGUCCCUGUGUUACAGAGCAAUAAUUUCUCUCCUCUCGUUGGACUAGUGACUGUAGCUUGUCAUCUGGUGAAGGAGGCCAAGCGCCCUGACCUGCUAGGGGACGGGGCAGAGGGCAGGGCAGUGGUGCAGCAGUGGUUAGAAUACAGGGUCACCAAACUGGAUGACUGCAGCAAAGAAGACAUCAGAACUAUCCUUAAGGAACUAAACGCCUACCUAGAAGACAAGGUUUACUUUGCGGGACACCAGAUCACCUUAGCUGAUAUCUUCAUGUACUAUGGAACACAUUCACUCAUCGUGGACAUGAGUAUCCAGGAGAGAGAGCAGUUUGUGAACGUGACGCGGUGGUUUGAUCACGUCCAGCAUGUCCGCGGGCUCAGACAUCACCUGUCCCUCGUCUCUGUACUCCGAAACAGGAUCUACACAAGCAGGCACCAUUAAGACUCAACCUGGGCACAACCAUGCAUCUUCUCAGCUCUUAGGUCCACACAAGCCAUGUCUGCAACUCAAAGUCAAGAGAUUUUUUUUGUUACACUUCAUAAUAGCGAGACCUUAAUUAGCCUUAAAAAAGCAUGAACAAAGAUACUAAACAAAUAGUUUAUUAAGAUUGAUUCAGGCUUUGUAUCUACUUAAGCAUACAUUAAAAACAUAGACCGUAUAUAAAUGGACAUAGCUAAUCCACCAACUGCUAUGUUCCAAAUGUAAGUGAGCUUGGGCAUGUUUCUGGCUCCAUCAACUCCAUAACUGCUCAUUUUGGUCUUAAAAUGUUUGGAUUAACCCACUCUACAUGAUCCUGUUUUUAUAAUCACUUCUUAUUCCUAAUAUGCUGCCCUACAAAGGCAAAAUACCUUAACUUGCCAGAGUGUGAAACUGAGAAAAAUGACUUCCAAAUUUCAAAGCCAUGGUUUCUCAUAUGGUUUUGAAUAUUACAGUUGUCAUAUUUUCUCGUUAAAACAAUCAAACAGGCCCGCAAUAUUUAUUCACAUGAUAAAGGAGGUCUCAAAAUAUCCCCAAAAUGACAUUAAUACAAUUUUUACCAAACAUGAUGUUACAGUGUUCUGCCUUUGUAGGGCAGUAUGAAUCUCUGCCCCAAAUUUGCCCCUAUAACUGGCAGCCUCAGUGAGCUUCAUCUGACUGGAGCCGAAUGCGGUCACACUCCCUUAGUCCACUUCUUUAUACAGUCUAUGAUUAAAAAUAAGAAAAAAUAAAAAUAGACUGACUGAAUAUAUACAAAAUGAUGGGCAGAACAAGAGUGUAAAACUUUGAUUGCAAAAAGAUUAUGGUUCAAGUAAGUUUAAAGUGACAGAUGUUAUAGAGGGUUUAUGAGCAAAGGGGAAGAAACUGUUCUUGGUGUGAGGGGAGUGGUUCAAAUAGUCUGUGUCCAGGGUGAGAAGGGUCAGCUGUGAUUUAUAUUAAACUAUUUGUUCAUUAUGAAUUAAGUCAUUCUUCAUGCUUUAUUAAGAAUAAUCAAGUGUCGUUAUUGUAAAGGAUUUUACAUUACAAUUUCCUUAUCCUGCCAUCCAUGAUUUUAGGUUCUUAUGUCUGUUAAGCAUUUCAUCACCCUUAGUACCUCAUGGCAAUAGUAUUUAAGGUACUUCAUGCACUAGGGAAUCCAUGUUAACCAUUACAGUGUCUCAAAGCCUAAUCAAAAGCUCAUUUUAAUCUACAAUGUCUUAUUUUUGAUGAAUUUAAUGUAACAUAUCAGAUGCCAAUGGAGCAUUAACACAGGGUGGAUUUUAAAAGUGUUUGGUUGAGGUUGAUAAUUUAUUCCAAACAAUAAAUAGCUCAACUUUUUUUUUUUUCACUGAAGUCAUUGAAUCUCAUUGAAAAUCUCAUUGGCAGUUAUUUAGUCUAGGGAAUAAAUUUAUUUAACAAAAUACAGAAUUAUCUCUUUAAAAUGUUCAGGUAUCUGUGUGUUUGUCUAAAUGGAUCAUGCUGCUAAUUCAAAUAAAAUGUGCUAAUAUUAA